AUGGCGUCCGACAAGCAGAAGAACGCGCUGGCCGUGGCCGCCUGCGCCGCGGCGCUCGCGGGCCUGGGCCUCUGGGCGCGCAGCAAGCAGCAGCAGCGCACGCGCCUGCUCCGCAAGCAGCUGACGCACCUGCGCUUCGACCUGAGCGUGGCCGAGAUCGAGGCCGAGACGCAGCGCAUCCUGGCGCAGAUGAAGCGCGUGGACGACGAGAUCGCGGCGCUCGCGCCGUCCGCCGUCACGUUCGAGAACACGGCGCAGAAGCUCAUCGACCUGGACCACGAGAUGCUCAGCCGCGUGACCAACGUGACGUUCCUCGGGCAGGUGGCGGCCGACAAGGAGACGCGCGACGCCUGCACCAAGGCGGACGAGGCCAUCGAGGACUUCUCCGUGCAGCGCAGCAUGCGCGCGGACGUGUACAAGUCCAUCAACGUGCUCUACAAGAGCGCGGCCUACCAGAAACUGGACAAGGUCACGCAGCGCUACGUGCACCGCCUGGUGCAGGACUACGAGCGCAACGGACUGCAGCUCCCGGAGGAGAAGCAGAAGGAGGUGCAGGCCUGGAAGCAGAAGCUGUCCAAGCUCGGCAUUCAGUUCCAGCAGAACCUCUCGGAGGAAACGAUCGAGGUCAAGUUUUCGCACGACGAGCUGAAGGGGCUUAGCGACGACUUCAUCGCCGCGCUUGAGAAGGGCGACGACGGCAAGUACAAGAUUGCACUCUCGUACCCGACAGUGUUCCCCAUUUUGAACACGUGCACCGUGGAGUCAACUCGCAAGGCUGUUGAGUACGUGUUCAACCGCCGCUGCAUCUCUACGAACGUGGCUAUCCUUGAAGAGAUGUUGGAAAUCCGGCACAAGGUGGCACUGGCGCUGGGCUACGAAAACCACGCUGCGUAUGUCCUCGAGCAAAGGAUGGCAGAAUCCCCGGCGAAUGUCAAGAAGUUCCUGAACGACCUGGACAACAAGCUUGUGCCGCUUGCCAAGAAGGACCUGGACGACUUGCUAAAGCUAAAGGAGGCUGACUGCGAGCGCAACGGGUGGAAGUUUGAUGGCAAAAUCAACAUGUGGGACUUCCGCUUCUACAUGGACCAAUUCGUCAAGAAGCACUGCUCCAUCGACUCUGAAAAGCUCCGCGAGUACUUCCCCCUUACGCAUGUGACGGCAGAGCUACUGUCCAUGUACCAGGAACUUCUGAGCCUGAAGUUCGUGGAGAUUUCGCAGCCCCACGUGUGGCACAAGGAUGUCCGCAUGUUCGCCGUCUAUGAUGCACGCCCUGGUAAGGUUGGAAACCUUGUCGGCCACUUCUACUUGGAUUUGUUCCCGCGCACGGGCAAGUACGGCCACGCUGCCUGCUUUACGCUGCAGCAGGGCUGCGCCAACUCGCAGGGUGUUCGUGAGUACCCUGCCGCCGCGAUGGUUGCCAACUUUAACGCCCCGACGAAGUCGAAGCCGUCACUGCUGGGACACCAGGAGGUUGUGACGUACUUCCACGAGUUCGGCCACGUGAUGCACUGCCUGUGCUCUGAAGUGGACAUCCCUCGCUUCGCCGGCACGCGCGUGGAGCGUGACUUCGUGGAGGCCCCGAGUCAGAUGCUGGAGAACUGGUGCUGGGAGAAGGAGCCGCUGCAGCGGCUUUCCUCGCACUACGAGACUGGCGAGAAACUCUCCGACGACCUGAUCGCUCGCCUGAUCUCGACGAAGAACGCGAACACCGGUCUGUUGAACAAGCGCCAGCUGCUCUUCGCCAUCUUCGACCAGACCAUCCACUCGAAGCCCAAGUCGAACACGGCGCAGCUCCUCAAGCAGCUGCAGACGGAGAUCAUGCUCAUCGACAUGACGCCCGAGACGAACUUCGCGGGCUCGUUCGGCCACCUGGCUGGCGGCUACGACGCGCAGUACUACGGCUACAUGUGGAGCGAGGUGUUCUCCAUGGACAUGUUCGUGUCUCGGUUCAAGAAGGAGGGGCUCAUGAACCCCAAGACGGGGCUGGCGUACCGUGAGCUCAUCCUGGCGCGCGGCGGCUCCGUGGACGCCAGCGUCAUGCUCAAGGACUUCCUUGGCCGCGCGCCCAACCAGGACGCGUUCCUGCUCAGCAAGGGGCUCAAGGUCGAGGCGUAG
Phytophthora sojae is the source of this 2115-nucleotide messenger RNA. RefSeq names its product peptidase M3 family, Neutarl zinc metallopeptidase, Zn-binding site. Lineage: Eukaryota; Oomycota; Peronosporomycetes; Peronosporales; Peronosporaceae. The coding region runs from base 1 to 2115 and encodes 704 amino acids. Gene Ontology annotation, molecular function: metalloendopeptidase activity. The record is from RefSeq and is a predicted model, not a curated record. The transcript is spliced from 6 exons. Gene Ontology annotation, biological process: peptide metabolic process; proteolysis.